AGGUGAACUAUCGAUAUAAAUACACUGCAUAGUAUGUUAGAUUAAGUCUUUGUUUUUUAAAUCGCAGUUACACUGCGCCUUAUGAAAGUUUAAAGCGUUCCGACGCGCAUUUUGUUGAAAGACGAUUCCUUUGCCGACUGCACACAAUGGACCGCUACGCAGUUAGCUCUCUGGUUGGCCAAGGCUCCUUUGGCUGUGUAUACAAGGCGCAAAGGCGGGCUGAUGACAAAAUUGUGGCCAUUAAAGUCAUCUCAAAGCGAGGACGCUCGAAUCGUGAAUUAAAGAAUCUGCGCCGCGAGUGUGAUAUUCAGGCUCGCCUUAAAAAUCCGCAUGUCAUUGAAAUGGUUGAAUCCUUCGAAUCAAAAUUUGAUUUGUUUGUGGUCACAGAGUUUGCGCUAAUGGACUUACAUCGAUAUUUGUCCUUCAACGGUGCAAUGCCCGAGGAGGAUGCGCAGCGUGUUGUCUGUCAUUUGGUAUCGGCGCUCUAUUAUCUGCACUCAAAUCGCAUAUUGCAUCGGGAUCUGAAGCCCCAAAAUGUGCUGCUGGACAAGAAUAUGCACGCAAAGCUGUGUGACUUUGGGUUGGCACGCAACAUGACAAUGGGCACACAUGUGCUGACCUCCAUUAAAGGCACACCACUAUAUAUGGCACCGGAACUGCUGGCUGAGCAGCCGUAUGAUCAUCAGGCAGACAUGUGGUCACUGGGGUGCAUUGCAUAUGAGAGUAUGGCGGCACAGCCGCCGUUCUGUGCAACUUCCAUACUGCAUUUGGUGAAGCUGAUCAAGCACGAGGAAGUCAAAUGGCCAAGCACGUUGAGCAGCGAGUGCCGUUCUUUUUUGCAGGGUUUGCUCGAGAAGGAUCCCAGUAUGCGAAUCUCGUGGACGCAGUUACUGUGUCAUCCCUUUGUAGAGGGUAAGCUCUACAUACCCGAGGUGCAAGCCGCAACAAGUUCGCCUUUUAUCAAUCCACAAUUGACCAAGGACACUAAGAAGCCCCAGUCGCAUACGAGACAAAUUGGCGCCGAUAUGGUUGAUGUUUUGGCUGCGCUAAAGCUGAGCGAUGUGGCCAACGAAAACUUGAGCACAUCGCGUGACAGUAUCAAUGCCAUUGCUCCAAGCGACAUUGAACAGUUAGAAACCGAUAUGGAGGAUAAUGUGCAGCGGAUGAUUGUGCCAUUUGCUGAUGUAUCGUACAGGCAAAUGCCUAGCCCAACUGCUGUUACUCCUGCACCAGCUGGUGGUGGUGGUGGUGGUGGUGCAGUGCCAUUAAUUAAUUCACAUACCUGCUUUGUUAGCGGAAACUCGAAUAUGAUACUCAAUCAUUUUAAUGAUAAUUUUGCUAUGGAAGCGCCUGUCGCAAGUGCAACAAAAUCGAUGAAGUCCAAGUUGAAGAUGGCGCUCAAUAUAAAACAGUCGCGUAGCAAGGAUCUGGAGAAGCGCAAGCUUAGCCAAAACUUGGAUAACUUUUCACUGCGCCUAGGUCAAAGCAUUGACGCAGAAGUUAGACGUAAAACAACAGAGAUGCUCACACAGCAGUCACAACAAUCUCUGCAUCACCAGCAGCAGCUGCAUCUGCAAGAGAAAAAGUCACAACAGCUGAAGCAAUCAAUACAUUCCACCAACGAUGAUAAAUUGAGUAGCGAUAAUUCGCCUCCUUGUCUGUUACCCGGCUGGGACAGCUGCGAUGAAUCUCAGAGUCCACCCAUCGAGAAUGACGAGUGGUUGGCAUUUUUGCAUCGCUCCACACAGGAGCUGCUGGAUGGCGAAUUCGAUUCGCUGCGGCAACACAAUUUGGUGAGCAUCAUUGUGGCCCCACUGCGGAACUCUAAGGCCAUACCCAAGGUGCUACGGAGUGUGGCGCAGCUGUUAUCGUUACCAUUUGUGCUGGCCGAACAGCAUUUGGUGACGGACGCCAUCAAGAUUGUUUACAUUGAUGUUAAGCUUGUGCCCAAUCUGAUGUACGCCUGCAAGCUACUCCUUUCGCAACGCCAGCUUACAGACUCGGCUGCUUCAAUGCCAGCCGCAACUGGCGUCUCGCUGAGUCGAACGCUGCGUAGUGUCUCCGACUUGAGUGCCGAGGAGAUGAGCACCGCCUGCAGUCUAUACGAGUUGGUCUGUCACCUGGUGCAUCAGCAGCAGCCGUUUCUCAGUCAGUUUUGCGAUGCAGUCGCGAUACUCGCCGUCAACGAUAUGUUUAUUAACUUUCUUACACAUGACUGGAAAGAUAGCAGCGCGGUGCGUCUGGCAUGCUGCAUGCUGGCUCUGUUCUGUUGUGUUUUGCGUGAGCUACCCGAGAAUGCAGAGCUGGUCGAGAAGAUUGUUUUUGAUCCGCGGCUGCGCCUGGCCCUUCUACUUCAGAGUCGCCACCAGCUGUUGCGUCAGCGCGCCUGCCAAAUGCUUUUGCUACUGGCACGCUUUAGUCUUCGUGGCGUUCAGUAUAUCUGGAAUGAGGAGCUAAAAGGAGCGUUGCAGGCGCUGGCCGAGCAGCAGACGAAUCAAUCACUGCGAAUGGAAGCCGCCCAGACGCUCGAAGAGCUUAGUCAGUUUAGUUUUUUUGUUGCCUAGGCAACUUCUUGAAUUUUAUUACUAAAUGUGCUUGUGCUUGUGUAUUUGCUUGUACUUGUUCAAUAAACUAUAAUCCGUGUUUAGCCAAA
Messenger RNA from Drosophila grimshawi, 2653 nucleotides. It is a transcript of the gene fu, whose product is annotated as serine/threonine-protein kinase fused. NCBI's taxonomy places the organism in Eukaryota, Metazoa, Arthropoda, Insecta, Diptera, Drosophilidae. Bases 147 to 2564 code for a protein of 805 amino acids. Gene Ontology annotation, biological process: protein phosphorylation. Gene Ontology annotation, molecular function: ATP binding; protein kinase activity. The transcript has 5 exons. Gene Ontology annotation, cellular component: cytoplasm. The record is from RefSeq and is a predicted model, not a curated record.